Messenger RNA from Adineta steineri, 651 nucleotides. The record is from the annotation of a GenBank genome assembly. NCBI's taxonomy places the organism in Eukaryota, Metazoa, Rotifera, Eurotatoria, Adinetida, Adinetidae.
AUGUUUCAUCAAUUAUCUACAUCUGUUAUCGACGGUCAAAUAAGCAAACCUAUCUAUGAAUUAUCAUUAAUAUUAUCAAAUGAGCAAUAUGUAAUGCAAUCAAUGAAUAAUACACAAAAAUCAUUUCCUUCGAUCACUUGUAUUCAUCAUGAGUUUGUUCAUCAAGUCAUGCAACAUCCACAGAAAAUAGCUGUUGAAUUCGAUGAUCAAUCUCUUACAUACACUGAACUGUUACAUUAUGCACAAGUUUUAUCUUCUCAUCUUAUUAUUGGUAUAAUGGCUAUUGAAAUGAGUGGAAGUGUAUAUUGCCCAUUGUCACCUAGAGAUCCACCAAAUCGUUUGCAUACACUUAUAGAACAAACUCAAAGCCGUCUUGUUCUUAUUCAUUGGUUGACAAGAGCGAAAUUUGAUGAUAACGAUAUUGUUUUGAUUGAUAUUCAUUCGAUAUUAGCUAAUCAUGACUCAAAGAGUAAUGUUGAUAUUAAUCGUCUAUCCGAUGUCAGAGUGACACCUAAUGAUAUUGCUUAUAUCAUUUUCACCAGUGGUUCAACUGGCAUACCCAAAGCAGUAUGUGUAUUAAGUCUAAGUAGUAUAGAACAAUGCUAUAUUCUAUUUGGUUCAAUAAUUUUAGGUUCAAUUGCGCCAUCGUAA